Molecule: messenger RNA, 1236 nt
Organism: Auxenochlorella protothecoides
Lineage: Eukaryota; Viridiplantae; Chlorophyta; Trebouxiophyceae; Chlorellales; Chlorellaceae
Exons: 3
Coding region: 1-1236 (411 amino acids)
Source: RefSeq, a predicted model, not a curated record
AUGAAGCGGGCUCGAGUGAGAACUGUUUCCAGCAACCCCCCUAGCUCCAAGUCUGGUGCCCAGGUAGGCUGUGGGAUCCCUGACGGCUGGUCCCAUGCCUGCAAUGGGGCGGGGCCACGUCCUUUCUUGAUACAUGGAGGCGGAUCAACCAAUACACGGGAAGGUGGGGGGUAUCCGAGGAUUUCCAUGCCCAUCCGUACACACAUGCACACCGAUGUCCAACCCCAUGUCGAUGGACCUCCAUGGAACUGCAGGAGGAGCCCAGAGGUCCCCGAAGACCCAAAUCCGCGUUUCUGUGCUUCCUGUCGCUGUAUCGGUGAGUCGAGGUGCUGUGCGGGGCAGCCUCCCCAUGCCCGGACCCGGCGCCGACUGUCAUCGUACCGAUCAUGUAGGCCCCCUGACCCACCGCUCCCGUCCCUUCGCAGAUCUUUGUACAAGUCGAGCGUGGGCUCGGCUUUCUCCCACCAGCGCACGCUAUGCGCCGCGGCGGGGGAAGCCUGGCGCGCCAUGCCCCACGACCAGCGGGCGCCCUUUGUGCGAGAGUCGGAGGCCAGUAAGCUGGAGUGGUCCCGGUAUAUGGGAUCCCAGGGGCGCGUACGGAAGCGCAAGAUGAAGGUCCAGCUGCCGGUCGUGGAGCAGCGGGACGCCACCCCCUCCCAGGCAUCUGCCAGCGUCAGCUCCAGGGGCACCGCCAGCCCUGGCUGCGCCGGUUCGGAGCUGGCAGACACGCAGUGCCGGGCGCCCUCCAGCCGCGACCUGCACCGCCAGGCCUCGGCCCAGGUGGAAACUGCCGCGCCCACCCCCGCGCCGCGCCCGGCCGCGCUGGACCUCAUCUUGCCCAGCUACCCAGUGCCCUGGUCGAUCAGGGAGUACGAGCUCACCCGCCUGCGCGGCACCCCCCUGCGCCCCUUCCCCCCCUCGCGCUCCCUGGGCCGGCCGCCCAGCGGUCACUACGCCGGCAGCGGCGCGGACUGCGGCCUGUGGUCGCCAGUGCACCGCUCCGACUCCUCCCACCUCGCCCCCGCCGCCUACCCCGGCGCGCCGCUCGCACCCUGGCUGCCCCUGGCCGACCGCGCCGAGGGGGGGUUGGGGCCCGGGCUGGACGUGGCCGCCGCCAGCCUGGGGAUGUGGCGGCAGGAGGAGGGCUGGAACCCGGAUAUCCUGCACCUGGAUUCCACCGACCCGCUGCCGCUGGGCGGGCCGGAGGCCUUCUCCGGCAUGUGGGAGGUGCUCUGA